ACAUAGUCUAUGUUAGUGACUCUGCUAACAAUAUCUCAGUCUUCACUACAGAGGGACACUUUAUGACAUCAUUUGACACACAAGGAAAUGGACCGGGUCAGUUUGACCGUCCAACUGGAAUGACUAUUUCAAGGAAUGGAGUCAUCUAUGUCUGUGACCGCAACAAUGGCCGUAUUCAAGUUGACUCUACUGAGUUGGUUGGUUCUUCAGUUCUCAGUGGAUGAGUCUCAUUCUCUUCGGACCUCUCCUCAGAGAUAAGUCCAAGGUGGGGGUGAUGGCAGGGCGGGCGUGGCAGGAGAUCCAGAGCGUCGUCUCUUCUCUUUCGUCUCCUGGGGGGUAAGGAGCAGGUGUUACUCCACCCCGCACUCUCCCCCGCCUACCACCAUUAUCCGGGAGUAGUCUUCUCCGUGUUCCAGACGACGGGGGAGGUCCAUAGAGGUCAACGACGUCAUCGGAGCAGGGUUAUACCUGUUGCUAUUGGUGGGAGUAUGUAUCUGUGAAGAUACGACAGACUGCUGAGUGGCCUCAAGUCCUGUGGGGACGGAGUCUCUCCUGGAAUGGGCGUGGUUGGUGUGGGUGUGGUUGGGGAGGAGAUAAUGAGGGGCGUGACAUCUGAAUACCAACAUGGAAGGUGUCCAGUGAACAAGAGCAGUGUCCUGGUGUGCUGGCUGGGGCACGAGUCACUGCAGGCUCAGUGUUUGAAGCUGGUCACACAGCUGUGGUCUCACGGGGUGGCAGCUGACUUGGUGUACGAGAACCAGGAACUAGACUCCCUGGAAGACAUUCAGGAAUUCUGCCGCCGGAGUCUGAUACCGCACAUCGUGGUGUUGAGUGACAAGGAGCUGUUUUUUGAGAGGAAGCAGGUUAGAUUGAGGUCACUGGAGGCCAACGGGAAGACGUCGGAGCGGGUCCUGGGCGUGGCGGAGCUACCAGAGGUUCUUCUGCAGCAGAGACACAGUACGGACCGCAGCGACUCUGUAGAGACUCAGACAACCACCAGAUCAGGGGGAGGCCCCUCUGGUUCAGACUCGUUUCCCUCCAACGCACGCCCACCAGUCAGUGUGACUGUUUUGUCGACCUCUAAGCUGAGUGGCCACAACAAGAGAAAGAUUCAUGAUGCUACUCUGACAAAGCUGCUGCCAUUGCUGGAGACGUUUCCCUCCAAACAGCCUCUGGAGAUAUUGGUGCUGCUCAUGAUUCCUCAUUUGGCGGGACGGCUAAUGACAGUCCCCACACUAAGGAUUUGUUCUGAAAACUGAUCCUGAUAACAGGAAUUUGAAGAAAGAUAUGUGGACCAGACGGCGGAGAUAUGGUGUCGGUUGUCAAGUCCCUCACCGAGAGGAGCACAAGAAUCUCUCACAUAAGCCGUGACAAUGAUCUUAGUGCCAAUGAAUGUGUGUCGUUUCUCUCCAGACACUCGGCGCUAAACAAGAAGUACGUCACUAGAGUCUGCGAGAGUAUUGAGGAACUGCUGCAGAAAAGAGUGUCCAUGGUAUUUGUGUACAGCCACUCUUCGGAACACUGUCAGACUAUUCUGAACUCUCUCGAGUCACUCGGCAACCUUCACAUCACUGCUUCAUGAUCUCAAUCAUGCAUGCGACAUCAUUGCUGUAUCACAUGAUCCUCACACUUGGUCACGUGACCUCGUCCGUCACAAACAUUCAUACAAUGAGUCACCCAGUUCACAAUGUGUGUAUGUUUAUUUAUUACAUUUUUUUAAUUCCGUGGUGGUUAA
Geodia barretti is the source of this 1735-nucleotide messenger RNA. NCBI's taxonomy places the organism in Eukaryota, Metazoa, Porifera, Demospongiae, Tetractinellida, Geodiidae. The record is from the annotation of a GenBank genome assembly.